AUGGCCACCACAAGCCGGCCGAGCCGAUUUAAUACCUUCGCCAUGCCGAACGGAACCGACAAGCCCCCGCAGCCUAUUGGCACUUCGUACCAAAACCCACCAUGGAAGCAGGGCAUCAUGGGGACAGAGAGCAUAUGGGCCAGUAGCGGUGUCAUCGGGUCAUUUGGGAAGCGAGACACGACGGGUUCGAGAGCACCCGGCGAAAACGCUCCUACAGGUUCCGGCGCGCUCGCUGCAUCAUCCGAGGCAGAAAGCACAUGGGCUACCCGAACGCCCUGGAGCACCAACGAUAGUGCCCAGAACAGGGCCUCGGGCAGCACAUCACCAAACCGCACACGGGACAUGCAGAGCUUCGGCGAUCUCUCGGUACACCAGAACUUCAUGUCCUCGAGACCCGUCGUGGGACCGGGAGCCAGCUUCAAUGCGAACCGGAACAAGCCUGGGGUGAACCUCGACGCAUCGACCGGCUCUUUCAAGUAUGGCGCUGCGGCUGGGGAUACGGGAUCAGACAAGGAGAACGCUGGACAUUAUGCCGCCCUGGGGAGGUAUGAUGUAAUUGACUCCUCGCUGCGGAACAUUCAGCGAGACCCGCGGGGCCGACAGGACCUGAUGUCUUACAUGAGCUCGGGCACUCAUUCGAAUGGCAGCUUUCCCGCGAAAUACGACCUCGACCCCAUGCAGCAUGCUGCGUACGAUGAGCCGUACGGGGCAAACCAGGCGGCCAUCAUGGGCGCACACCGUCCCUCGGCCCAAGGUUCUGCCACGUUUCCUGCUCAGCCCGGCGGCAUGCGGACGACGUACAGCCCAGAGGAGGAGCUGCAGGAAAGGCUGAGGAGAAACUUCAACAUUGGUGACGGGACCGACUCGGCCGCAUCCCCCUUUCAACCGCAGGCAAGGCCGUUCCAGUUCAAUCCCGGGUCCAUGCCCUGGGAAGCUGGUGCUGGGGCUGCAGCGCCCUUCAAAGUCAAUGGGUCGAACGUUCCAUUCUUCACUCCGGAAUCUCACAUAGAAACCUCUCUGCCUGGCUACCCAAGUGGUAAGCGCGGGAGCAUCGCCGACCGCGGCUCGCCUGUCUCGAAUCUGAGGUCCGCACUUGCAAGCCCCCGCCACCUGACCGACACCCCACCGGCACCCGUGAACUCCUGGAGCAGGCCGGGGUCUAGGGAUCCCAGGAACAGCAUGGAGUCAGAACGCCGGGGCUCGGCUAACGCCUACAUGCUUCAGGCGCAACAGCUCCAACAGCCUGGCCAGCCGGCAUUCUAUCCCCCUCAGGCAUUCUACCAAACCGGCAUCCCCCCAUACCAGGCUCAGGCUCCUAUGUACGACCCGUACACCCAGACGCAGUUUCGACCACCACUCCCACAGUUUACUGGCCACGCUCUGCCUUUGUAUCCUCAGCAGUAUCUGCCUCAGGUAGCUCCCCUGGCCCCCCGGCAGCACAAGGACCAGGACGUGACGAACCUGGCACAGAGCCGUCUGCUCAACGAAUAUCGCUCGAGCAACAAGUCCAGCAAGCGGUAUGAGCUCAAGGAUAUUUACAACUACGUGGUUGAGUUCAGUGGCGAUCAACAGGGCUCUCGCUUCAUCCAGACCAAGCUCGAGUCGGCUAACAGCGACGAGAAGGAUCAGGUCUUCAGGGAGAUCGAGCCCAAUGCAGUGCAGCUGAUGAAGGACUUGUUUGGAAACUAUGUGAUCCAAAAGUUCUUUGAGCACGGCAACCAGGUACAUAAGAAGAUUCUGGCGGGCCAAAUGAAGAACAGGAUGGUUGAUCUGUCAACCCAGAUGUACGCCUGCAGGGUAGUCCAAAAGGCCCUCGAACAUGUCCUCGUUGAGCAACAAGCAGAGCUAGUCAAGGAGCUCGAGCACCACACUCUGUCCAUAAUGCAAAACCAGAACGGCAACCAUGUGAUCCAGAAGAUAGUCGAGUUGCUCCCUCGCCAACACAUCGGCUUCAUAUAUGAGGCGGUGCGUGGCCACCUCAAGGAGCUGUCAACCCAGACGUACGGGUGUCGUGUCGUCCAACGCAUGUUGGAGCAAGGCACCGAAGAAGACACGGUGGUCAUGAUGGACGAGAUUUACGCCUCCAUGACAGCGCUGAUCACGGACCAGUACGGCAAUUACGUGGUGCAGCAUAUCAUCACCAAUGGCAGUCCUGCGGACCAGAGGAGGACCAUCGAUGCGGUCAUGGCGCAGGUUGUGCAGUUCUCCAAGCACAAAUAUGCGUCAAACAUUGUCGAGAAGUGCAUUGUCCACGGCACGGCCGAGGACCGUACCAAGAUAUCCGAGAUCCUGAUCCGGACAGGGGCCGACGGAAUCAACCCCAUCCAUCAACUGAUGAAGGACCAGUACGGCAAUUACGUCAUCCAAAAACUGGUUGAUACUCUGCAGGAGCCCGAAAAGACUAACUUCGUCAUGAAGAUGAAGCCUCAGUUCAACUCGCUGAAGAAGAACAACAGCGGACGUCAGAUUGCUGCCAUUGACAAGAUAAUCUCGUCCGUGUCGCACAGCGAAGCUGGCCCGGACGGAGCAGCCGCAUCCUUGCAGGUGGACGUCAGCUCUGCGGCACCGACGCCCGUCCUCACCAUGGAGCCAAACACUCCGCAGAGUAGCAGCCCGCCGAGCACCAAUGCAGGCGCCAACGACGACAUAGUCGAUGACACGGGCGCCAUAGUUGUCAAGUCUCAGGGAUCGGAACCUGCCGAGAAGGGCCCCGAGGUCCGUGUCGACGAGGCAUGA
Gaeumannomyces tritici R3-111a-1 is the source of this 2736-nucleotide messenger RNA. RefSeq lists its product as hypothetical. The coding region runs from base 1 to 2736 and encodes 911 amino acids. Gene Ontology annotation, molecular function: mRNA 3'-UTR binding. Gene Ontology annotation, cellular component: cytoplasm. NCBI's taxonomy places the organism in Eukaryota, Fungi, Ascomycota, Sordariomycetes, Magnaporthales, Magnaporthaceae. The transcript has 6 exons. The record is from RefSeq and is a predicted model, not a curated record. Gene Ontology annotation, biological process: nuclear-transcribed mRNA catabolic process, deadenylation-dependent decay.